AUUCACGUUAGCAAGUUUGACAAAACCACCAGCUUAGAAACGGCGGAGCAUGUGGGCCUUCGCCAAAUCGCGGGAUUUUUCGGACAUUUGUACGACCUGCUCGAGGACGACGGUGUUCUCUACCUACAGGUUGCCGGGUUGAGAUGGGCGUGGCAGUAUGGCCAACCGAUAUUCGGGAUUAUGGUUCCGUAUUCCUCGGGUUUCACGAUAUUCUACGACCUCCCACAACGCUCGCCAAUUAUGUGGGUGAUGAGUUUGGGCUCAUCAAAGAGACACUGCAGCAUAGAUACUGUGGGUUUCCACUAUUCAGCAGCCAUCUGGCGAUGGUACAGUACCUGGUUGGGUAGCGCCGACAAGGUGAGGGCCAAGUACGGUGACAGGUGGAACAGGGAAUACUUCCUAGCGUAUGGCAUGAUCGCAUCUCGCCAGGCUACUGCGACCUGUUACCAUAUGAUAUUGGUCAAAAACAUCCACGGCACUCAUUGAGUCGAGGCUAUUCGAACUCAAUUUGGCCUUUCUGAUGCAUUGGAGGCCAGCAGGGCAGUUAGCAAGGCGAUGUUGCCCAGCAAGUGCUACAAUGCUGUGUUUAGGGUAGUUGUAGGACCUCGUACCCAACUGCUAAUAAGUCUACCAUCCCAUCCGUGGCCACCCUACGGCCCAUACUAAAAUUGCUAAAUUCACCAUACUUCAACAUCACG
Molecule: messenger RNA, 698 nt
Organism: Pseudomassariella vexata
Lineage: Eukaryota; Fungi; Ascomycota; Sordariomycetes; Amphisphaeriales; Pseudomassariaceae
Exons: 4
Biological process (GO): cellular response to biotic stimulus
Source: RefSeq, a predicted model, not a curated record